AAAUUUCGGCUACAAUGAGGAGGAAAGAGCCACGUUUAACAUGGAAAAGCGAACUUUAAUUCUGGUAUUUUUUAGUGAUUGCACUUCGAGAUUAAACGCAUUUUUUUUUUUACUUUAUAUGCGCGUGCUUACUCAUAAUUAUUUUUCUCUCGACAGAUUACCCUGUGCAUCGCUGGUUUAAGUUAUUGUGUGCUGUUCGCAUCAUGUGAUGGUGAGUUGUCAUAACUAUUUUUUUGCAACCGUUUCACAAAAGAUUGAGUAUACAGCCUUACUGGAACACGUUUCUACCUUUAGGGUUUCUGACAGGACGGUUCAAAGGCUAAACAGUCAGACAGGUUUCUUAACAUUAUUGAGUAGAUUAACUUUUAAAUAACGGUCUCUCCCUAACUUCUGCAAAGCGUGAACUGAGUACUUUUCGCAUAAUAUGGCUUGAAUCCAUUUCUAAGAAAUAAUAUUGGCUCUUUUAGUGAGAUGUGUAGAGGUAUACAAAUUAUCCUUUAGUAAAUGCUUAUAGUUUUAUAAACCAGGAUAUUAAGUUGGUAAAGAAAAAGGUUCAGACUGAAUAAUUUAUCAUUUCUUAUAAACUUUGUUUUGGCCAUAAGCCGCCAAUUCUUUUUAGUAAAAUUUUAAUACAGGGAAUACCAGCACGGGAGGGUAAGUACUUGAGAAAGUUCAAAAGACUACUAAUCAGCCGAGAAGAAUCCAUUUAGAACACUUAUCUUGCUUAUGACUUAGCAUAAGUGACAUUGCGUUUUGUAGGUCAUUAUAAUUAAUUAUAGAUAAUCAACGGGUUUUCUAAUAAAAAGCAAGAUAGUAAUCAUGAUUCCAGUCUUGUAAAAAGUUAUAACGACUUUUUUUCAUCGUUAAUAAGUAUAAGCCGCAAAAAAAAAAAUAAAAAAAUAAUCGUAAAGCUGUUCACCUCACAAUUUCAAAUCCAGGCCUACUUGCGCUCUCUCCGAGAGAUCGUUAAGCCAAAGGAAUAAGUUACAUAAUAUCAAAAUGUUACACUGACUUAUGCGCUCUUCGAAUUUUUUAUUUUAUACAAAAACAUCACUCGUCGGCUUCUUUUUCCUGUGUUUUAAAACAAAUUUUAUCACAUCAAAAAAUUGGGCUGAAAAGGGUCGAUGAUUCUUUGCAAAGAGACUGUUGUUAAGCGCUCAAUCAUGAAGGUCAUCUUUUAUUAAAAUGACCCAUACAGCCAAGGAAAACUUAUGUUCGUCGCUAUAGAUAUUACGCACAUCACAGGUAGACAAAAACAAUUUGACCUCUAAUUUCAUAAAGCAACUUCGUCAAUACUGGUUGACUGAAAACAAGUUAUAGAGUUGACGAGUUGAUCUGAUACGUUAGAAAAAGACGUGGAAUUUGCUCAAUCGUAGUCAGAAUGGUGCGAUCAAAGCAAAUAGAACAGCGACUUUAAUUAGCGAACUAUCUCGAAGAGAGAAAAGAUGCAAAACGGUUGUUCAAGCCCACAAAUUUCUUAUAAGUUUGGGUCGCAAAAAUGUGAAGAUGUUGAAUGUUAUUAAUUAUUUUUGUUUCAGUUUCAAAGCCGUACUAACGCCUAUACAACUAUCAUUUACAAAUAAAGAUUAAAAAAAAAAAUGACAAACUAUGAAAUAAACUAAAUUUAUCAAUCUUUUGAUAAUAAUGAAUGUUUAUAGUUCGCUGUUUCUUUUUUUUUUUUCCUAUUUAUGUCUUCAUAUAGUAGUUACAGGAAUGUAACUAGGUGUUUUACGCGAAAAUCAAAUGCCUUUUAUUUUAUUGAAAAUCCCUCAACGGUGCACAGGUUUAAUAAUUUGAAAAACAAAAUUUUGCUACCAAAGCAAUACCCAUGUUUUAAAUGGGUGUCUCAAUAGCCUUAUGCAAAGAUACCAGGGGCCCGUUUCUCGAAAGUCCCGAUAAUUAACGGGCCCGGUAAGCUGUUGCCGUUUACAUUAAACGUCGAGGUUUCAAUAGUUUUACAUCUACCGUGAUAAAACUAUCAGUUAAUGAAACAAAAUGGAGUAGUUUGCUAGCCAGGACCCGCGCUCUUAUUCUUUAAAUUUCGAUUUGAAUAUUUGUUUUCGGGCCCGAAAAGUUAGCGGGGCUUUCGAGAAACGGGCCCCUGCAGGGCCCAGUUGUUCGAACGCCGGUUAGCGCCAACCCGGGGUUAAAUUAAAUUUCAACCCGGGUUUCUUUAUCUUUUUAUCAAAAGCACUUUCUCGGAUAAUUUUCUCUAUUCUUUUUAGAGCAUCCAAUUAUCAAAUUGUAGGCAAAGAGAAUUAAACUGAAUUUGCUUUUUAAUCUCUCACAUUUGAGUUCAAAUUUCGCACUAACCCAGGGUUAUCGAUCUUAACCCAGCUUCGAACAAUCCGUCCCAGAAGGUUAUCGUAAUUAAUGAAUAUUUUAAAAUGUUAAACUUUUGAAAGUUCAUUUUAACCGAUAUUUUAUACUUAUACUAAGGGACUGUUAAGAUGGUCGAUGAUCCUAGCACAAAAUGCUUUCUGUAUCCAGUUUACACGCAAAGGGUUGUUCUUGUCCCUAGCGCGAGGAUCAUCCUAGUAAUAGCAUCAGAUCUUCCUAGCUGUCAGGCAGGAAGAUCUUAGUACUAGGAAGAUCCUAUCACCAUGUAAACUGCCUUCGCUAGGAAGAUCCUAGUACUAGAGACAAACCAGACAAAGAUGGCGGCGGGUCGUUAAGUGGGUAAUCACGGCAAUAAAUGUGGACGAUUUCAUAUGGCGUUACAUACCACGAGCUGAUAAUUGUGAUAAUUCUGUUGAAAGGUAGUUAGUAAAGAGAGCAUAAGGGUCUAAAUUGCAUUUUUACUAUCGCACUCACCAUCACCUAAUAAUUCCUCUUUUCCUUAGUAACCACACGGACCGAAAUUUGUGCAUGUAAACCCAAUUGAAAGUUGUUCCGCCUACUAGGAUUUUCAUGGUGGCAAGUGUAGGAUUCGAAUCGGGAUCAAUGGGGCAUUUCUGAGUUCCCUCUCACUCCCAAAAUGAGGCAAAGUAUAAAACCUUUGUUGUGAAAAUGCUUUAUUAUAUACAUGAGAAUAAAAAAUCAUUUUCAUAUCCAUGGCUUCGCACUUGGCCUCGCUUUGAAUUAGAGGCUUGACGCGACUCGGAAAUGGUCUAUUGAGGUUUCUGGGUAACUACCCACCUACCCCUUCCCUAAGUCAAUUAAUCCGAUCCUUCCUGCCUUCAUGUAACAGCCUCUGAUUUGGUUGUAUCUCUCCCAGGUAAUGGUGUAACUCCUUUGAUAGCACCACGUAAUGUUACAGUUACAAACAAGACAUCAACCGCACUACUGAUCAACUGGACACACGUGAACCACUCUGAGUUACUCGGCUAUAGAGUACGCUUUCAUCGCAACAUUACGUGUGAUAGUGCUGGAAACUACACGAACUGUAGCUGCUCCAUCUUCCUUUGCAAGAACUUCACCACCAUUUGGUUAGAGGAUCUGGAAAUUUAUACCGAUUACUGGAUCGAAGUGGUCGCGUUUAAAAAUGGCACCUUCAGCGAAACUGAUACCACUUUGGUGGCUAGAACAGAUGAAGGGGGUAAGUUAGACGGCUUUGCUUUGUUAAGUUCCACAACUUUGGGUCAAAGCUAAGCUUAAAUUACCACUAAGGCCUCAUCAACACGUAUCUAGACUUUUUUUGAAGACGGAUAGUUUUUUCUCAGUCAGUUUCGAAAAAACAAGCCUUCACACGUAGCGACCUCGAAUCGUUUUUGCCAGUCCAUACAAAAAGUUUAACACUACAAAUACGAUAUAGCAUUCGUUACAGGGUACAGGCUGUAUGACGUAUGACAUCAUCGCAUUCGAAAACCUUCGUUUUAGUACGACCACACGAAAAUAAGCGGGCGUUCACCCAAAAAAUCUCCGCUCUGGGGACCGUUUUCGAAAGCUUGCGUUUUUGGUGCCCGAAAACGCUAGUUAUGUGUGGACUGAAGGCUAAAACGGGAAAAAAUCCGUCUUCACAAAUAUCCGGAUAAGUGUGGAGGGCGCCUAAAUAUUCUCAGUCGGAAUUUUUUUUUCAUAAUUGCAACUCUAAUAAAGAGAUAGAGCGAUUUUCGUAUGACCUUGAAAACGGUUUUGGUAAGUGUUCUUUUCUUGUUGUGUCGAAAGAUCAAAACAUGGCCUCUUCGUUUCCCCGCCAAAGAAAACCCUACUAUGGAGAGGGCAUUGUUCUUUUGGCCAAUCGUGUUGCAGUAUGACUUCAAAGCGAAGUAUCGAUUGAUUUCUAGAAAGUUCGCGGGCAUGAAGUUUUUUCACCCGAGAGUUCGCUUAACCAACCAAAAAAGGAAAACAAAGUAUGAUCAAUUUUUGGUCAUUUUGGACAAUACAAGAGUUCGUAAAAGUAAGCCCAAUUUUUUUAGGUCAGAAUCCGUUUCCAUCCUAUCCAUCGGACAGACAUGCACUUACAAAUUAUAUUUGGGGAAUGCACUCAAGUCAAGUGUUUAUACAGUUUAUACUAAAGGUGAAUACAAAUUUAAUGCCAAAAAAAACGUGCAUUAAGAAAAGAGUUCAACUCCCACAGGAUUUUCUUGGUGCACCAACACCGCCGUUUCAUUGUUUUGGAACACCAAAAAAAUUGUUUUGGAACACCAGUGUUUUCACAUGACGUCACGGCAGCUAUAUUAGUGUCCCAAAACAAUGAAACGGCGGCCAUGUUGGUGUCCCAAACAAAUCCUGUGGGAAUUGAGUUCCUUUCUUAUGCAAACGCUUUCUUUUGUUCCAAUAAAUUUGCAUAGGGGCUGGCCACAUGAGUGAAAACACUCUAUAUGGCUGCCGUGACGUUAACUGAAAAUGCUCCGCAGUGUGUCUCAUGCUAAAAUUUGAAAUGCGAAUGGCCAUUAAUUUAGAUCUGGAUCUUGAUUCAUCAUGUUACAGUUGCCCUUUUGUGUGUGUUUUGCAGUAAUUCUUACCUUUGACGAUAACUCGAGGAACUGGACUUCAUUUCUAGCAAAUUCCAGUAACUGGCAAUUAGCCCGCGGCUGCACUGUAAUAGAGGGGACUAGGCUUUGUGAUGAUGGCUUUGGAGGAGGUACUCGUGAUUACACUAUAUAUUUCCAAUCUACAGGGAUCCAUAUUCGCAGUCGUCCGGUCGUCCCAGGCGACUACAAUCUCGCAAGGACGUUCAGACGUCGUGCUUCUGCCCGUGCCGAACUUAAUUGUAAUUCGGUUCGACUGUAGCACGGCAGGAAAACAACUUUGAUUCAGACGUCGUACCAGAGUCGAACCAAAUUCAGGAUUUACUGAUGCCUCGUAACAAUUCUCCUCUUAACUCCCCAUGGGAAUGCAAUCUCGCCAAAAUACAUUAAUAUAAUUUAUGAAUUUGGCUUAGCGCGGUAGAAGUACGACGUUUGAAUCGCUGCCAUGCCAGAGCCGUGUAGCGCGGCAGCACUUGUCGAACUUAAUUGCUUGCCGAACUUAAUUCAAAAGUUUGAUUCAGACGCCGUACUUCUGCCGUGCUUUUGUCGAACUUAAUUACUGAAUUUAGUUCGGCACGGCAGAAGCACGACGUCUGAACCGGGCCUUAGAUAGGCCCAAAAGUCGUCCUUCGGACGAGUGAGGUUUUAGUCAACCACAAGGUCUUUUCAAAAAUUCAUAUGUGCAGGAGUUUCAAUAAGCACCGACGGCCGACGAAACGCGUCGGCUACUUUGCUCGUAGAGGUCGACUACUUUUUUUUUCUAGUUUGAAUAACGUUGUAAACAAAAAAUAUAUCUUAAAAUCUGAGUGAAAACGUAAUUAUGAUGUGUUUUCCUAGAGGCCCACUGGUUUUACUUUAUGCUUUAGUCAUGUAAACGCGAUAUUUCAGUCAUUUUUUCACAAGUUUCUUUAUAGGUUUACGCAGAACAUGUUUAUGUGCAAAAGUAUGUAAUUAUGUUUUCAUUAUUUGUUCAUUGCUUGUAGGAAUUGAUUGUGUGACUGAUAAAUUGAAAGCUAAAUUUUCUUCAAUGUAAAACACGUUCUUUCGUCCUCAAAUUUAGUCCCCGGAACGCUGAAAAUCGCAUUUUAGGGCUUUGAAAUUUCAAAAUUUUCUGGGGCAGACCGCGCCCAUACCCCAGAAGAGACGUAACCUUCUUGUUUUCAUGGCAAACAGACAGAGAGACAAGUAGACAGUUUAAUAAACAAAUACUUGUAAAACGUGAAGAAACUGUGUUUAGACUUGGGCCGGUAUCUAUUGUACUUUGUACCCAAAUUGUAACCGGGCAAGUAUACCAUCAGGCUUACUUGCCCGGCUGACGACUCUGAUAAAAAAAUGAAUAUGGAUCCCUGAAGUAGGCAUCCAAAUUGCAAGUCCUUCACUCAAUAAUGGUGCAAAACAAUGAGUUUAAACUCGCACUACAGUCCCUUAAAAUAAUAACUUCUUCUCUGUGCUUAGCAUGUUCCGACCCUCUCGGGAUGGAGAGCAGAAAAAUAACUGAUGGCCAAAUCACAGCUUCAACCGAAUACGAGGCUGGAUACGGCGCCACUAAUGGCAGAUUCAAUUUCAAGGCUGGAGGAGGUAAGAGUGGCGCAUGGUCCGCCCUCAGAAAUGACGUUCAUCAGUGGCUACAAGUGGAUCUUGGAGCUAAAACCGAGGUGACAGGAAUACAGAUCCAGGGACGACAGGACUGUGAUCAAUGGGUUACGAGCUUUACUAUCUCCUACAGCAGCGACGGCACCACCUAUAGGCCUUAUCAGAACAGCAAGGUAUGUAAACCAAUGAAAAUCGUAGCAAGAUAAACUCAACCAAUUAACUAAUUCAAUUUCGACCCACUAAAACAUAAAAAUUUUUCAAGACCUCAGACCCACAUCAAAAACGUAGCAACUCUGUUAUGCUAGCUCCAAAAGUCUAUUACUAGUUUAACCUUAACAUUACAUUUUCUCGCUCCAGGUCUUUAAUGGAAACACGGAUCGCGACACCGUGGUUUUGAACGUUUUGCACCCUUCCAUAAAUGCACGCUACAUUCGGGUGCAUCCUAAGACGUGGCGUGACCAUAUUUCUAUGAGGAUGGAACUCUUGGGAUGUCCGUCAGGUGCUGACAAUCUUGUUCGUUUUCUUCUUAAUUAACAAACAAGUUCCACUUACUUUCACCUCAGCGGUAGACAAUUAACUAGCAUAGUCUUUCAACUGCAGUUCACUCCUCCUAUUAUUGCACAAUCACAGGCCCCAAUAAUUUGUUCUAGACUCAUGUAAUCAAUUUUAUAGAAUAAUACGUUGUGCCUUUAAACUCAGAAUCAUACUUACGGCAUACUUGGGCUGCGAAAAAUAAAAAGGAUCUACUUUAAAUCAAAUGCAAUUUUACAAACAUCGCUUUAGCGACAGUGAGUUUUAAAAGGACUUUGUUGCAAGUGGAACUUUUGCAACUAUUUUUCGUACAUUGUGCUGUGAAUGAUACACCAAGGGAAAAUGCAAGUAUUAUCUGUAGAUAUAGUCUUAUAACAACAUUUUAAAAACUGACAAUUCAAGUAGGAGGGAAACAGAAGUGAUGGAAAUUUCAAUUCUCGUACCUCAGUCCAGUCUCCUUCGAUUUUCGCUUUUUUCAUGACUUUUCUGAUCUCUGCUGGUUAGAGCAUGCUGCUAUUUUUCCUUCUUCCCUUAUUUCUCUGGUUCUACGGACCUCCCCGUCAGAUAUACGUCACUACAACAUGUAUUGGCGACAAGAUUACUUCAGACAUUUUAACCGUUCUCACGUGUUUCCUACUUAAUCUAUUUAAUAGUGAAAAAGCAAAUCAGACAAUGUUGUAUCGCAGUUUAAGAUACUUAUAGAUUCUUUGGCGGACGAAAUACCCUCUGAGGCAUGUUUCUUUCGUGUCACGCUGUGUUUUGGUCACAGCUAAGUUAUCACAUUUUGUUUUUCUUCCAGGGCGUGAUAUUUAUGUUUCCUGGAAGUCGACGCAAUAUGAUGAGCACGCCGAUCGACUUAUCAUCCCUCUGAAAAUAUCUUCAUCAUACACGUGUGUUAAAUUUUAUUAUCGCAUGUGGGGUGUGCAGAUUGGAAGGCUCAACGUCUAUUUCAGAGACCUUCACGAACAAGACAGGAUGUUGUGGAGGCUUUUUGGAGACCAGAAUAGCACUUGGAAGGAGGCUCGUAUCCCCGUUGAAAUUACUGAUCUGCAUUAUGAGGUAAAUCUGUUUCUUCAAGAUACAUUGUAUGGGUACGUGAAUGUUGUGUUCUCAAUUUUAUCCAUAGUUAAAUUUUGUUUCGUUUUUUAAGUGUGGUAUGAUAAUAAGUUUGAAUAAAGUUAAAAUAAAAAUGUGGCCAACAUCUUUAACUAUAACAUAACACCUACAAGUGUGAAUUUUUACGUAUUUGCUCAUAAGACUUGGAUCCUUGGGUUUCAUUGAUAGGAAAUCUGAGAGAAGCCAAGUAUAUUACCUUGUGAAGUGGCCAGUUCUUUUCUUCCUAUUUUUUCCAGCUACAGGCCAUAUUUGAGACGCUGAAAAAAAAGGUUUAACCGCUUAAACACGCUCUUUGCUAAGAUUAUCCAGAUGAAGAGAACAAAAACCGGUAUGAUAUAAAUUGCCGAAACCCUUGUGCACACAAGUUCAAUGAGUGUCUUAUGUGAUUAUUAUUUUUAGGUAUUUUUUGAAGCAAGGAAAGGUUAUGGUUACUAUGGCGAUAUUGCUAUUGACCAGAUUGCCUUCACUCAGGAAAGGUGCACUCUGGUUCCUUCACACGCCUCACCGGACAGCCCCGGAGUGGGUAAGGCCUGUACUCUUUGUGUUACUCAAAGAGGUCGUGAGGGUUGAUCAGUAGCCAAGAAGGGAAGAAUUGUUAACAAUUGUCAUAUUACACAGAAAGCAGUGCAGCGGUUUCAAGAGAAUUUGGUAAAAGGGUGGCGAUAACAACAACUUUGCACGUGCAGCACACUUUUUUGUACAUUUCUUUUCCGUCACUGCACAAGUAUGACGCAAAUUGCCUAAUUUUCACAAUAAUCGAGAACGUAGGGAAACGACGACACAUCUCUCUCUCUCUUCUUGAACCUGGAAAUUUUUUAGGGAUUCAACUCCGGGAGAGUUCGCCUACAUUUGAAAAAGUAAGCGAGUUGAGAUAACCGCCAUAAACGGUUUCAGUGAACGCGAAUUCACAUUUUAAGUUGUUGGUCAGGUGUUGUAACAUGUUUGAACGAGCAGUAUUACAUGCAUGUGGCGAAUGGUCUGUGUCGAAUGACUGUAAAGCGAUAUUGUCUUAUCAAUUUUUUAUCAUCGUUACUUUCCAACAGCAAUAACUUCUUCCAUUAUACAAAGGAACAGUGUUCAUCAUCAGCAUCUGAGUAGGAUGCUGAUUGAAGAAGGCUACGACACGUCAUUGUGGAUCCCAUGUUAUGUCGCCCUCCGUCAUGGCUGGAAUGUUUCCUCAUUUCAUGAACUCUGUGACAACAAGGCCCCCACCCUUACCAUUGUCAGAAAAGACAAUUACAUCUUUGGUGGAUUUACAGAGAAUAGCUGGGCAGGUAACUAUGGCCGUCGGCUUCACUUAAACCGUUUUCUUUACAUUAAACAGGUCCCUAUAGUGCGGCUGUUGGCUGCGAAUACAGCCGUCUUUCCUCACUCAUCGCUUCUAGAGAACUUUCGCUGGAGAGACGUCUGUGAUUCGGCCCCAAAACCUCCAUGAUGACGACUUAGAUUUGCCCUGAAUCUGGUCAACGAGCGCUGAUCAGCUAUUGUUGUCGAAUGACAGACAAAAGACGGAAGGUCACAAAGAUCUAACGCCACGAAUCUACUAAAAACAGUCAUUACUCUUCGGGUAAUUUCUUCUUUACAAGACGCACUUGAGUUUUGCUGCCGCUCGUUCACAGAAGAACUUAAAACUUAACGAUAAUGAAGCCCCCAUGACUAGCAGAUUAAUGAUCUAAGUCAUCGAUUCACGUCAUCAGCACGUAAUUUUGUGGGCCGAAUAGUAGACGUUUCUCCUGCGGAACGUCUUUAGCAACGAGGAGACAGGCCAAAAAAAAUAAUAAAAAUAAUGAUGUUCUUUUUUUUUUCCAGAUACUUCCAAGGGAUCCUAUGAAUUGUCUUUCGAACGACAAAACGUAGGCGAUUAUGCAACAGAACACUGGUCAUCUCUUGUAAGUACUCUCACUGCGGCAAUGUGGAUAAAGAACUCUGCCGCUACUAAGGUAACACUCUUUACAUUUGGUUCGACAACUGAUGCCAUGCUGCAGUUUAACGUGGAGGAUGCAACUAAUUCUAGUUAUGGAAUUUCAGCUGCAGUUUCAUAUUGGCAGGCAGAUGGUCCAAAGUGGGAGUAUGUGAAUUUUAUCAUAAAAAUAACCCUCCUUUUUGUAGUUCUUGAUCGAAACAGUUUCUCCAGGAAUAAUCCUAUUCGAGUUUAAAUACACGAUGAAACGAACAUUAUCUCGUAGUUAGUUUUGCUUGAGUCCUUCAAUAAGUCCUUUGUACGGUGUCGGUACCUGGUGACUACAAUUCAGUGGCGUUUGGUCUAAGUUAGUAAACCAGCUUUCUAACGUUACUGACGCAAAAUAUAAUGAAUCUGUCCUCAUAAGUCAGUGUCAGUUAGUCAGGAAAUUCCUUUCCUUUCUUUUUGUGUUUGGAACUGGUACCUCUUAGUGGCGACGAUUAAUUUGAUUCAAACUCACAAAAGAGAAUUCUAGUACCCAGUGGGAACGAACGUUACGCCUUCCUUCCUUCCUUCCUUCCUUCUUAGGUGUCAGGUUUUGGUCUAGUUUAAGAAUGGCUAUUUUCACUGACUUCUUUUCACAGCUAUAAAUUUCAUAUGGAUCAGAAUCCCUUAGAUGGCUCUUGGCAUCACCUCGCAAUUGUGUGGGAGUUAUUAGACAGAAAGUGCCAAAUGUACUUAGAUGGCAUAUUUGUUACAGAGUUUACCAAAACUGAUUGGUCUAAUCAAAGUAUUUCAGGAGAUCUUUUUAUUGGACAAAACCUUCAUCAAAGGAAGGGCUGGAGCACAACAGACUCGUUUAAGGGACGAAUGACCUCCUUUAACAUGUGGAAUUACAAGUUUUCGAAUGUAGAAAUUGCCUCGUUGGUUCAGAACUGUAGAUCAAGGCCGGGAAAUAUAUUUCAGUGGCACAAGAUUAUAGCCAGAGAAAAUUUACGCGGCGAAGUCAAACUACUACAGCCAUCAUCAUGUAUGUACGACUCCUUUGGAAUAUAGCUGCUAGUUCUGUUGUAAUGUGGAAUGUAAUGUCGCGCAUUAGAAAGUGAAUGUAAACAAACAUUGAAAAACACGCGCUAAGGGUAUGACAUCAUUAGUAAUGUCAUUAUCGCCGAUCAGCAUUUCGCGUCGACUUUUUCAAUGCAGAUUAUUCCAAUUCCAGAGACGUAGUUGCAAACUCUCUUUCCUUUUCCCGCCCUGCCGCCAGAGCGGCCCGGAGAGCUUGCUCGCAGGCUAGGAAAACACAGGAAAUGGCAUUUCCGAGACCCUAGGGCUUAGUCUCGAUACAUGCCCAGAGACUCCCCUAGUUUGUAGCACCUUCGGUAAUCUAACUUUUCUUCUUAAGCGUACAACUUCACUCUGCACUUCUGGUGACCCUUCUUCCCGGGAAAGGGUAUAGACAAUAUUGACGUCAAAAUAUUUUCACUCGAAAGCUUAAAAUACCCGCCUUUUUUUCUAAAAAGGUACCUUUUUUUAACUUUUCACCCGAUCGACUAGCAUUAACAAAAAAAGGUAACAAUUUUGCAUGUUGUUCUAUGAAAAAUAAAUGGUGAUAGUUAAUUUUUCUGCUCUUUUCAAGUAGAAGAGUUGAUCUUUUUCUAGAAAAAUAGAAUUGCCGGAACCUUUCACUGAUUGGUAUAAACCGAGCCUUAUAAUCUAUAAGAACUCUCCAGGUCCCAGGACCUGUCAUUUCUUAAGAAAGACCGUGGCAAAAGUGUUACUGAACUCUCUUUACUCCUAGGUCAAGUACGUUCAAGCUAUGAUGCUUAUUUCACGCGAGGAAACCCUGAUGAUCACAUCCAAGACAACUUAACAGAAAGCCUCUCAGAAUUCACGGUGUCGUUGUGGAUGAAGAGCACAAGUAAAAGCGGCAAGCCCAUAUUGUUCAGCCUUGGAAACGAAACAGUCUUCAUGAACUUCAAACUAGUUAACAAUGGACAAUAUCCGAAACUCUGUUUCAAGCUUUAUAGUGAUUCCAUUUGCGAGUAAGAAUACGUUCUUUUAAGCUCAAAGGCAUUGAUAAUUUAUGAAGAAAUUUUAUUUAGAGUGGGGGCAGAGUGAUCGAAUCAUUUAAAAGGCAUUUUUUUUAAAGGUAUAGAAACUGUCGCAACUGGCCUGCGCUUUGCCUUGCUUAUUGGCUUGUUUGUUUCGUUGUUUGUUUGCCUAUUUUUCUGUUUGUACCGUCCUACAGCAUGUCGUUGUUUGGAUAUUUUUUGAACAUUCCCUGAAAGAACGAAUAACUCAAUCUGUGAGAGGAAACAACCAGUGAUCAACCUCUAUAUGUAUAUUUUUACAUUUAAUGGCUACAACCUUUGCAAAUUGUUUUACAUUUUCGAGUUCUAACAUGCACGCUUUUCCUAAAUUCUUUAGGACACUAAGCGCCUCUUUAAGUGUAAUGGAUGGUUACUGGCAUCAAUUUACUGUCAGGUGGGAAAGUAGCGAGGGAGACUGGGCGAUUUACAAGGACGCCAUCUUGCAGGGAGAAGGAAAAGAGCCACUUUUUUCGAAUGGAACUAUCCCGCCUGGAACCUUACACAUAGGAAGUCGACCAUAUUCGUCGGACGUAACGUUUGCCUUUAUUGGACGAAUCACGUCGUUAAAUGUGUGGAAUUAUUAUCUUUCCGAUGCGGAGGUAGCUUCUAUUGAUCGAAACUGUGGACAAGGCCUAGGAAAUUUGUUUCAGUGGAUUAAUUUGAAGGAGAAAGUUGAUGGCCAGGUUAAAGUCUUGGAGCCGUCUUCAUGUAAGUAUGAGGUCACGUGACCACCUGAAAACUAUACCAGGAAUACUGUCACUUAAAAAAGUAAUUCAAAAUAUACUGAAUUAUGUUCAAGUUGUUCAUGUUCCACUUUUGCUUGUUUGAAUAAUGGGCUGAAGUGUGAAUUUUUAGUCUCGGAUUUCAAGUUCACGGGGAGCAAGGAAAACUCGCCUUUAAAUAAUUUGCGACUACACCUUCACCACCAAGCCUGGAACUGGGUAAUUUGAAGUUUAUAUUUGGCAGAAGAAAAGAAAAAUGUACCAAUCUAAAGACAUAAAAUUUGUAUUAACCUUUUUGUUGUUACUGUUCCGUUCUCCCUGUUUUUGUCGUCGCGCUUGUUAAAAACUCUUUUUUUUCCUGACACUCGAGAAGUUUUAGGUACAAAACUUUAAACUUUGCUUUCGACGCAGAAGAACGACAUGACAUGAUAUGCAACCGUCCAUGGGGAGAGAGCAUUAGAUGGUGUUUGAUAGAAGGCACUCCAUAAUCUUUGGUUAUCACUCGUUCAAAUCGGUUGCUUUUAGCAACAUUUUUUCUUUUUCAUUGGCGGUGAAACGGCUGAUGAUUUUGAUUUUGUUCUUGUUUUUUCUUUGCUUUGUUUAUUUUUUUCAAUGCCUAAUGUUUUUUUUCUUUUUAAUUGUGUUACUAAAUAACUGUUGAAAAAAUUUGCCUUCAUUAGUUUAAUAUCUUUUGUUUUUUUAGGUUCCUCGAGAAGUUACAAAAUGGAUAGCAAGGCGUUCAUCUUUUCUCUGAAUAACACCUCGCAAGGCUCCCUUUUCAAGAAGAAAGUCGCGCAAGGUUCAUCCUCUAAUGCAAUAUUUAUCUCUUCAUCCACCGGUCCCACCUUUGGUGAAGCUCCGUUUGAUUUUCAAAUAGGCGUCGACGGUAACAUGAAGGAAGGCACUAGUCACCAUUCCACAUCUUAUAGAGACAGUAACAGUGCUUUAGGCUCGGACCUGACAACAAUAUUGGCUGGGGAGUCGAAUUUCACUGUUAGUAACAUAGAAGUCUUGUUCAAGGCACCUGGAGGUAGGCCCGUGAACACAGUACAUAUACUCCGUUGUGCAUUUUAAGCGAUGGUGUUUGGAUCACACUUUGUCACUUUUUUUUGUACCCGGUGGGUACGGGAACAAAUGAGGUUCAUGCUUUAUUCGGUUAAUGCAGAGGAUUAUGGGAAGAUGUAGAUGAGAGCGUCGGGUUCUUUGUCUUCCCACGCUGCCUUGCGAGAUUCGCAAAUGCGAUCCCAAGCCAGCCCUCGAUCCUAUGAAAUUUUCACCUACAUGCCUGGGCGCAAGGCAGCAGAGUUGUGUUUCUCGUUAAUCUAUUUGAUAGGCCAAGAGAGGAGUCCCAGACAGAGGAGUCCCACAGGUCUUAAUUUUUGGCCCUCUUCUCUUUGUACACCCGCCUGUGACCAUUUAAAUUACGAAUAACAAGUACAAGAAUAAAAUAGACACCCGAUCCGUUUAAUUUGAUGCUGUUUAAUCUCAACAUUUGUUUUGUAUUUGGGCCUUGUUUUCCUUUGUAACAGAGUUUUUGGUAGACUACAACUGUUCUGUGGGACUCCUCUCGUUGCCGUUGCUAUCACGGUGACUUGGCUCCCUUUGCUGAUGCAACAUGCGUGCGUUAAUACGUUCUAAUAAGGGUGCGCAUAAAAGCGCGACCAUCCUUUUUCUGUUAUUUAUCGCAUUGCUUAUUUAUUAUUCGCAGGAUCUCUGUGUCAGCGGCCGUGUCCAUUCAAACACUACUGUGAUGAAGUUAGGGGCGGUUGUCGUUGUAGCGUGGAAAAUCAUGCUCCUCUACAAUGUCAGCUCUGUAAGUCGAUGAAAUCCGCUGAAAAUGGAUGCAUUUUUCUAGUUUAGUUCUGUGUCAUUGAUUGUUAAAUUUUUUCGCCUACACACCUAUUCGGUAACCUGAAAUCCGGCUCUAUUUUCGUUUGGCUCCGUAAAUGAAACACUACGUAAGAGAGAAUGUAUGGCAGCUGCUAAAAUUGCACCUUAUCUCAGGCUACUGUCACGGAAACCAUUUUGUGUACAAGAAGCUUAGUAAGGUUACCUGUUAUCGUUUCGAAAACAAAACAAUAGUCUGGGAAAUAGUCUGUUCCUAGGCCAAUUAAUGUUUUUCCACAGACUACAAGGACUAUCAUUUGUUUAGAUUCAGGGCUAGUCGCCAUGGCAACUCAAGUUCUUUCUUACAGUUAACCUAGGAAUAGAGCAAGCCUGCAUUUGGAGAACUCGACACUGUUUUUUAAGCUGAAUUCCUUGCAAUUCACAAUCGUACGUAAAACAUUAAUUUAUGAACAACUAAGGUGAGUCAACGAUAGUUGGUGUGUUGGUGUUUUCAUUGCAUUGAAUUGUAUUUAAUCUUUACUUUAGACAAAUUCUUCGAGGACUGUUCCCAUCUCUGGCCAUUGGAAUCGGUUGACAACGUCGAAGAUGUGAUAACGAAUACCUGGGGUCGAGCGAUUGGCGGUGUACAAAUUAAGAGUGGCCUUUUGACAGAUGGAGUUAGCGGCGAAAUUCAACUUCUAGAUCGCCCAGGUGUUUCGUGUGCAACAGUUAACAUUAACGCCUCUAAAACUUGCUCUGGUUUCACGGUGGCCUUGUGGCUCAAGUACUGGAACAGAGCAGAUGGCCAAAAACAAUUUCUUUUUAACUCUUUUGGUUCAUUUAUACUCUAUCAGGAGAGCAAUGACACCUUGAUUAUUCGCAUACAACGCUCAGCGACGUAUUGUCUCAAAGAAAUUAUCGUGCCUGCGAACAUCUGGUCAUAUCUUGUAAUUUCCUUCGACGCGACAGUUACUCCGCGUAUUCUUACAAUACACAAAAACGGAGAGAAACUGACGGAUUUCCUUAGAGACGAGGGGUGUACCAGCCUGGUUGCACCACAGUUUGUAUCAUCGUCUGUUUCCUUGGGAGCUGGAUUUGGUGUGUUCGCUAGGGCGACCUUUGCUGAAGUAGCCAUAUGGAACUUCGCGCUGUCUGAUAAAAAAAUCGCCGAAUUAUCCAUGAUUCACAUGAGUAAGUUUGCAAAUGCACAUUCCCCUUUUUGUCUGAAAACUUCUCAGUCGCACUGCGCAGAAGUCAUUGUCAGACUUAUAUUCAAUAUUUCGUUUUCUAAAUAAAUCACUGUUAAAGGAGCUUCGUUCUUCUGCGAACAUACAGUAUUCUGACGUUUACAGCAUUCUCUUUGUUGCGUUUCCCAUUUUGUUUGAAAACUUCUCACUCUCAGAAAUGACCAAAGCCAGAGUUGAGCUUCAACAUUUCAUUUUCUAAAUAACUGAGGAUGUAACAGUUCCGUACAGAUUACUGCUUAACAGGGUUCAAACUCCUCUGAACACACAAUCUUCUGAUGUUUAGAGCAUUCUGAUGCUGAAUCUGAUUCUGUUUAUUUUGGGCUUGUCUUAAAUGACGUCCUAUCUGUGUAUUCUUCAUUCGGUCAAACAAGCACGCGCUGAGAGUAUUUUCCUUUAUUUACAACCACAACAUACUGUUUCUGUGUGGUGUAAAGUAUUCUCUAUUUUUGCUUCAGAUAUGUUCCCGUUCAAGCUUCAUUGUAAGGUGCGGGUAGAGCAAUAUGGCUGGCAUGAUGAUCUUCUCAUUCCAGGAACGUCAAGACACAAUGUGCUUGCAAACGAUAUUAUCAGCAAUGUAAGUGGACUUAAGAUACGAACUGAAAGAUUUUUCCAUAAUGCUGUACUUCUCUUUGAAUGUCUGGAAGAAGUGAGUACUUGAGUAGUUGUCGGGUGGGUAUAAGCAUCGUGCCCCCUUGCCCCUCAGAACCCUGUUGAUUAAGAUUAGGUGCGAUUUUAAUGGGCGAAAUCGCGGAUAAAUCCGCCAAAGGCAGAGUGACGAUGAAACUCAGCGAGAGCACAAAAAAAUCCUGGGGACACACGGAAUGGGUGCAGAAAAUUUGUAUAGGUAAUAGCAUGAUUUGUAGUGAUAUUUGGCAUAAAUACCACGAGUGAUAUUUCGAAAUUGUUAUACGUAAUUUCAAUUUGAGACAAUUUUGAAAUAUCACGAGCGGUAUUUUUGCCAAAUAACAGGUACAAAUCAUGCUAUUAUUUGUUUAUACCACUACCCGCAAAAGGUUUGUAAUUUUCACAUGUAGGUAUUUCAAAUUAAGCUGAAAUACCACUGCUCUAAGCCAAUCAGAUUGCAGAAAUUUCUCAUGUAGUGGUAUAAUCACUGAAACUGCAUGUUCACACUAUGCCCGGACAGCUUAAAAUUCGCGCCGGUACGAAAACCGUACUGGAUUGGACUACUGUUCACACAUAAGAACGGUGAUUUUAACGCGAUUUCUGUAGCGAAGCUGCACCGCGUCGAUCUCUAAAGUGGACAGUUAUAUAUCGCGGGAUAGGUGUUCAUAGCAUACCGACAAGAAAAUUUAUCCGGCAUGAUGUGAACAUAGCCUUAUGCAUAAGCUGCUUGAUGCGAAGCGCGCGCGAGCGGAGCCCCUUGCUAAGAAAAUUUGUUGAUCUAUCCAUCCGUCAAAAUUUGGUUAUGACGAGAGCGUACGACCGAACGCUGACUGUACAGACUUUUGGGGGAGGGGAUGGGAGUCAAGAGUCAACUCGUCUUGGGAGGAGUGUGUUAUAGCUGAGGUGAAAUUUUGGAAUUUGGAACUUGUUUUUAAAAAGCAAGUAUAAUUUUUAAGAGAGGAAUAUACUACUAACCUUUUUUUAUUACAGAAACAGUGGGGCCGAGCAUACCUUUUAUCAUGCGUGUCUAUCUAUGUGAAAAUCAGGGGCGUAGCUAGCCCAUAGACCUGUAGGCCCGGGCCUACAAUUUUCUGUUUGAUCACUCUACAGCUUGUAAUAAAUUAUGCGUUGUUGGGGUGAGCAAAAAGCUUAAGAGGUCAAAGUGUUGGUGAGGUCAGUGCGUGUACUAGUCAUGCGUUCAAUUUUGGGGGGAAGGGGAAAUGAAAUUCAGCCAGGGCUAAACUAGUCGAAAAGCUGGCUAUGCCCCUAAAAAUAAUUUACAUUUUUAGAUCGAGGCAUCAUAGAGGAUUUUUUUUCUCGUAUUAUGAUAGGUGACAAGUUUUUAUACACCUUAUCCUGGCGUGAAUGUCUCUGUUGGUACGCCUACCUUUAGGUAAGUAAACGUGAUGUUCAUUCAACCUUCCUUUUCGUCGCAAAUCUUCUGUUUAUGAACAGCAGCUAAUAGCUUUUGUUGAUGUUUAUUGCCCUUUUUAAUUUUCCCUAAUAAAUUAUAACAUUUUGGCGGAUUUUUGUUGCUCUCUUUUUUCUCUUUUAAAUGGUGUGACGAGUUAUGAUAGUCCUUUUCAUCAAAUUUCAUUCAGUGAAAAAACAAAUUACAGCAACCUAUAGGCGAAUCCUUGGUGACGUCAAUGUUCAUUUUUGCUUAUUAGCAUAUAGGUUAACCCAUAGACGACGACGUCGCCGUAUGUACAAUUUAGGUUCAAAAGUUGAAAGAACUGGUUAAUUUGUUAGUACAAUUGUCAGCUCUUUGCAGUCAAUAACAAAGGAAAUAUAGGCAAUCAAAAGCUGCGAAAUUGCUGGGUGGCAAAAACGUUAAUGAGCUCAUACGUUCUUUGUAAAGUUUGGGGGUUUUUCUAAGAGAAUUUCUUCGAAACUACUCGGUAUAUCGGGCUCAAAUUUUCAGAGAUAACUGAAAUUGUUAAGCCCUUUCAAUAUUCAGAGAUUGUUUUAUGAGCUUCAUCAGAUAAUAGCAUGCAUAUGUUAAUGAGCAAAAAAUGUAAACAAGUAUUCGCCUAUAGCUUUAUAAAUCUCUCUCUUCUCUACGUUUUUGCUGUAUUUUUCAUAAUCAUAUGUUGUUGACCUUUCUUUUCUUUCUUUCUUAGUUUUGGAAGUGUGAUAGCAGGCUUCGACAUUGAAUACAAUGUAAAUAACUUCAGCCUUAUCGAAGAUCUGAAUAACACUGUUUCUAGAACAGGAUAUCUUUAUAACAUGCCUCUUCAGUUAAUUGAACUGACAGCACAAUUUGGUAAGGAACUCAGAUAUGAACUUAAACCAUUGUCUGACAGGCCUGACACGAAUAACCCUGGGGCCGGAGACUUCUCCCGCCUAGUAUAAGCUUGACCCCCACUACCCCCCCCCCCUCCCCACCCCACAAUAAUUUCAUAACAAAAAAAAGAAAAUGUAACAAAAUGAAUUUCCUAGCUGUUCAGUUCCUGGCUCAUUAAUUACAUACACCGGGCAACUUUAUUGAAAUUUGCUACGGUGACUCAACACGGUGACAAGGGAUGAAACAGGACUUACGUCCCAAUUGAUAUCAACCUGUCGAUUUUUCACCCAGCCCAUGAAAGGUUGUACCACACCACCGGGAUCUACGCCCCCUACUCGUUACAAACAGCGGGGAGGGUUCUCUAACGUCCCACAAGAAUCAGGCUAGUGAAAGAACUAUGAGACGGCGCCUAUGAUUUUUAGUCCUUAUCCAAGAAGACCAAAGAAUGUCUAACCAUUUGAAGAUGUCGCAACAAAGACAGCACUUUCUUCUCAGUUAUUUUAAGACCCUUAGUGUUAAUCCGGCCGGGGUUUGUACACGCGUCCUCCUGCACGGCAGACCGGCACUUAUCCAACUGAGCUAACCGGGCGGAUAAACUUCAAAACGGUCAAGUAUUAUUUUUUCUAAAGUGAUAGGGACCUUACGUUGCCCCGUUUGCCUUUACUCUUGCCGAUAAGCGAACAUGAAAAACGCGAAAGGGUAAUGCCUGUUCUCCAGGCUAGUAGUACCGUGACUCACAUCAUCGGUUCUAUUUUAUUUCAGUACCAGCUGAGCCUCCGCAAAAUCUUAGCGUUACCCGCGUGACUGAUACGGGUAUUGACAUCGCAUGGCAAGAUCCCAGGCUUUCUCCUACCCAGUGGGAGGUAUUCCAGGGCUUCAAGGUACUUAUCAAACCUGCGGGAGGUGCGGAGGUCAAUAUCAUCACUAUCAAUGCUCUUCAGAAUUUCGCCAGCAUAACAGAAUUAAAAUCACUGGGAACAUACGACAUAUCUGUCGCUGCUUACGCUAUUGCUGGAGUAGGGAAGGAGAGUGAAACCAUUACAGUCACCACUACCCUAGGUAAGGAAUAGUCCAAAGUGUCAAUCGCCUCUUCGCCCCUCCCCUCAACCCCCUUGGGUAGUGGGGUGAAGACACGGUUUUAGUUGUUUUUUUCUGGCAUAUUUGCAGUACCACGUUUUGUUGAGAUCUAGAAAUUUGCUACCAAGGUAACUUGACGUCACACUUCUCUCUAUAACGAGGUCGUGUAAACGGAGUGUUAGUAAAGCGGGAUUCCAUCUUCAUGUGCAAGGAACGUUUCUCUUACAUCAUGAACACGUUCUGCAACUCCAUGGAAAACUUGAUUUUACUAUUUAUCUGUAACGAGACACUUAGAUUAAUAAACAACCUUCCUUUUUCGCUGGUCACACGAAGGGUCUGCAUAGAGUUUGACAACGCAAGGGAGCCUGAGGAGAGCAGAUAUUUUUUGGAAAGACUGAAUGUUUUGUAGUUUAUAGAGCCCUAUAAAAGGGAAAUAACCUUUUGGAGUUGAUGAACAGCCGAUCAACGAUAUCAGCUGAGUAUCACAUGUUUGUCUCUCACAAAACGGUCUGUAAAGUGAAUUCCUCUUUAGGGUGGACAUCAGCGGUUAACCCUUUAAACCCUAAGAUCAAAAUUUGAAUUCUCAUUUGUUGCCCCUAUUCAUUUCCCACAGAAGUAGUGGGGAGAAGUUGAUAAAAUAUCAAGAAAAUUCAUUUUGUGUGAUCACGUCCGUAAUUCUCAUAAAAACUCUGUUUUACAAAGCAUUGACAUUACAAGGAGAAAUUUGAUGCUGAUCACUCUCAGGGCUUAAAGGGUUAACAAGUCUCUGCUGAGCAUCAACUGUUUGUCUGUUAUCAAACUCUUUACAAAGUGAACAGGUUGACCAGCCUCGUCCUCAAGCCAAUUCGCGCUAUCCUAGUGAGCGGAAGAGGCUUGGAACCAAACGCGAUAGUCGUUGGUGACGUCGUACCCGAAUUCGCCGAGGAUGACUGAGAACGAGGCUGAAGGUUGACCGGCCUCAGGUUACGUUUACUUGUCGUUCUGUUACUCUGUUUCCAACUAGUCAUGAACUCUCUCUUUUUUUAGAUGCCCCACCUACAAACGUUUCUGUAGUAAAUGUAACAACUUCUUGCGUGAGAAUCAAGUGGGACCCUUUUCCAGUGGAGCAGUUAGGUGGAGCGAUACGAGGUUACCAAGUGUCAUAUACAGUUGUUGGAAAAUCCAAUGCAACGCAUAUGACUUGCAACCUCACCAGUGAAGUCGAGAUCUGUAGUCUUCCCUCCUAUACCACGUACAAGUACUCCGUAAGACGAUAUUCACGAAAUAAAUUGGGAAAUUCAAGCGAAGUUCAAUACUUUACAACCCUGGAACAAGGUAAAAUUCAUUUCGCGGGAUUUCCACUGAAGUGGUAGAAAACAAGAAUAGCCGAAAUUUUUGCUCCACAUUUCUUAAAGAAAGAUGCUCCUUUUAAUUCAUGGUUGAUGAUUGUUAAUAUUAGCAGAUAGAAUAGAUACUUAUUUCUGCGAGUAGUAAAUGCUUUGCCUUUUAAAAUAUGAAGCUUUGGAGAGGGGGCUGGAGAAAGAUUAACGGAAAAUUGAUGGAAACACUGAGAAGCAGCGACCAGUCUGACUGGCAACUGUCAUAACGCCACUUUCUAUUUUUCCAUCUUUUUCUUUAAGGUCUGAUCAGGCCUGCAUGUAUUCGCAUUCACAGGUUGAUCGACAAAUAGUGAUAUGAACACCGACCUUUGGAAAUCUCUUAUAACCAAGAUUAAUUGGGAUCGAUUUUCUCCUACGUCUUUUCAAAAGAGUUUAUGCUCUAAGUAUACCUUACAGUAAGGGUAGCUAUUUCUAGGCCUUGUCUCCCGAACCUCUUUAAUCACUUUUCUCUUUGCUUUGUCCAUAGCACCCAGCUUCCCGCCAACCAACGUUAACUGCCAUAAUGCAAGCUCAACAAGUUUGGUAAUACUUUGGGAAACACCCUCCACGCAAGGAAUGAAUAACAGUUUCAUACGCGGUUAUAAGGUGCGUGUAAGGCCUCGUGAAAACAACUCAGAAGUGUGGAGAGAUAGUCUUGUGUGUAACAGCUCACUCAACACUACUAAGGAAGGACUGAGAAUUUUCACCGAGUACGAGAUUCAAGUGGCUGCGCUGAAUGGGGCAGGAAGGAGCAACUUUAGUGAAAGGAUCUCUUGCUUUACUGAUGCGGAGGGUGAGUAUAGAUAAAUGCACUUUUAUUUGAGUGUCAAUGUAUUUCGCACUAAAUUACUAAUUAGGGACGCUAUAUUAACCCGUUUUAAAAGUCCCAAUAGUGACCAACAUCAAUUUUCUGCCAAUGAUAUCCGUACAUUGUCAAGAGACUAGGUUAUGAGAAUUAAUAAAAUGAUCACGUAAGAGAAAAUGCUUUGAUAUUUUGUCAAAUUCUCUCAACUCAUUCUUUAAGGAAAUAUAUAAAGAUCAGUUUGGAGAAUUUGUAUGUGGAUAUUGGGGCUUAAAGGGUUAACGUCUCCUACUGAAGACGGGACCACCAUUUUAUGCGAUCAUCCGAGCCAAGUGGUUGAUAGAAUCUUAGUUGUUGUGGUUUUUUUUUUUUAUGAUGAUCUUAUCCGUGACUUCUCUUGAGCUCCUUACGUGGGCAAGUUCUAAUAUUUUCGUUUCGCCUUGUUUCAAAUUAUCGUUCUUCGAACUACCGUAAAAUUCCGAAAAUAAGCCCCUCCAAAUAUAAGCCCCCAAACCGGUAACGCAAAAACCCUCCGUUAAAUCGCCCCUCCAUGCAAAUAUAAGCCCUCCGGGGGCUUGUACUUGACAAUUGCCCUCAAAUACAAAGUAAAACAAAGCAAAACUAGGUAAAUUUCCUUCCAACUAUAAGGCUAGCCCAAUCGAUUUUGAAACGCAAAUUUCCCUCCAUAGAUAAGCCCCUCCGAAUAUAAGCCCCUCCAAAAAUACGCCCCUCAAAAAGGGCCUUUAACAAACAUAAGCCCGGGGGCUUACUUUCGGAAUUUUACGGUAUCUUCAAAGAUUUCAUCCUUUUCUGUUAUUUCUCCGUUUCAGUAUUGCUGUCAUCUUUAUUUAUUUGCUUCUUAAAAUAGUACAAAAAAGGCCUUUUUAUUUUUUCCCGUCAUUCGAUAUACUAUCUUUUUAAAAUACUAAUUAUUAAAAGGAAACAAUCAAGAAACAAUUCCAGCUGCAAAUAGCGACAUAAAAUCCAAAACGAGUGAAGUUAAACCAUUAACCCUAAACACUGCAUUAGGAUGUGUCUAAAAGAAAGCUUCAAACGUGAAUACGGAGGAUUAUAUUUGUAUUUGAACAGCAGAUUAUUGCUUUCAAGAAACCAGUAUCUUACACAUUGUUUUCGCUUAUGUGGCCAGCAUCUAUCCAAAUUUAUUUUCACAUUUACAUAAGAAAAGAGUUCAACUCCCACAUGGUUGGUUUGGUAACACGAACGUGGCCGCCGUUUCAUUGUUUUAGAACAACAAUAUAAUUUGAAGGAAGAAGAAUUCUAAGACCAGAAAGCUCAGAAAAAAUUCCAGCUCCGGGUGAGGAUCGAACUCACGACCCUCCGAGUUCUAGUUCGGGUGCUCUAACCACUAAGCUACUGGAGCCCUAUGGCGAGUAGGGUGGACAUGACUGCCGUGACGUCAUGUGAAAACCAUCCGUAUCACCUGAUUUCAUGAUCGUCGGACUAUGACUCUGGGAGGUUGCCUCGCCGCCAUUUUUAGCUAGAACUUUAUAGAGUGUUUUCACUCACGUGGCCAGCCUCUAUGCACAUUUAUUGGAACAAAAGAAAGUGUUUGCAUAAGAAAAGAGUUCAACUCCCACAGGAUUGGUUUUGGACACCAACAUGGCCGCCAUUUCAUUGUUUUGGGACACCAAUAUGGCCGUCGUGACGUCAGGUGAAAACACUCUACUGAACGGGAUGGUUUGUUUACUUUUUAGUUUGUUGUUUAUUGUUUACUCUUUUUAGUCCCUCAAAGUGGCCCCUUAAAUGUCACCGUUUACAACUUGAGCUCGACAAGCAUACACAUCCAGUGGAGCCCAGUGCCCGAACCGCUGCGCCUGGGGAAUAUUAUCCACUAUGUAUUCAAUAUAACAGAAGUGCUUACAGGGUACACAAGAGUGCUGAUAUUCGAUGGAGAUGUGCUGAAUGCUACGGUGGGCAAUUUGUCAAAAUACACUGAACACGCGGUCAUGGGGGCAGCAGUCAACAGCAAGGGCCAAUCAAACUUCACCUCUGCCACCAUGAUUCGCACGAAUGAAGAUGGUAAGUAUAUAAGGCUGAACACCUGCCGUAAAUCCUCUAUUAAGCCCCCCCUCUCAAAUAAGCCCCCUUCCUCUAAUAGGCCCCCCCUUUUCAGGGGAAGAAUAUUAAUAAGCCCCUCCCCUCCCUUAAUUAUUCUUCACUGGUAAAUGAUAGACUAUAAAUCAAUCACGACUUUUUAACCUCGUGUGGACUGAUCCGGGAUGGUUUAUUUAUCAACUGAAAGUUCUGAUUUGUUUUGGCUGCAUGACCUCCAACCUUCUUGUACGUGGGCUUAUCCACUUUGUAUUCUAGUUCUUUGUGGAGAACUGAUACCAUCGUCUUUUCUAAAUUAAAUUAGCCCUCCCUCUUAAAUAAGCCCCCCGUUUCUAUUAAAGCCCCCCCCCCGCCCCAAAUGGGCGUGAAAUAAUUAAGCCCCCCCCCCCCCACCCCGGGGCUUAAUAGAGGAUUUACGGUAAGUCUUCUACUGUAAAUUGCUUUUUUGACCCUCAAAGCCUCAAGGGUCACCAACAUCAACUUUUUCCCAACAAUAUCACUGCGCAAUUAUGAGAGAAGUGAUCACCAAAACAAAAUGCUUUGAUCGUUUAUUCACAAUUUUACCAAUUCUGUAAGGAAAUGUAUGGAGAUCAGUCUCCAGAAAUUGUUUGGGGAUAAUGUGUACAGUAUCCAAAACAGGAACUACAUUACCACGUCUCUAUCAUAUUUCUUCCUUUCCCUUUCUUAACAGGGCUGUUUAACUAAAUGAAAUAAGCACCCCGCCAAACUUGGUUCCUACAAGGUACCUUAGACCUGUGAAACCCAAUGGCGUCUUACACUGUUCACUUACGACAAAGCAGAACGAGUGCUUUAGAUGGCGACAUAAAAGCACUGCGAUUUAUUGGGCUAUAGGUUUAACCCUCUGUGUCAAUCGCAAUGCCAUGUAGUUAAAGCCUGGGGCAGUGUGUAUUGUACCUUUGCAUUGUUUCCUUCGGCCACUUAUCGUGGUUUUUUUGCGUUCUUAGCUUAUUCGUACCAUAUAUUUUACAAAAGUCUUUGCAUAAUUGGAAUAAAUUUGAACUCACACAGCCCCAGAUAUUGCUCCUGCAAACCUGACCGCGUACAACACAAGCUCCACAUCGAUCAUGGUUGAAUUUCAGGCCUCUUCCCCGGCAAAACUAAAUGGCAUUAUCCGAAAACUCUGCUUUACCUACUCAAAAGCUGCCGAUGCAAAUACAGCUGUUCGGACGUGCGCCGCUCACCGGCAGCACAGCAGACGACGAAGAUCAGCGCCAGCAAACAGCAGCGUUUUCAAGUCCGAAUUGACCGGUUUGGAUGAAUACACCAUGUUUUCUAUACAGGUGUCGUUUUACACAGUGGAUUUAGGUCCUUAUAGUGAAGUGGUCAACGUCUCUACGGAUGAAGGAGGUAGGGUUUUACUUAUGAUUGCUGUUGAAAUAAAUAAAUAAAUAUAUAAAUACGUUCAGUGUGGGUAUAGAAGGAAAACGGGACCCGGAUCUAAUAUCCAAAGCUUGCCUAAGCUAAGAUGUUUCCCAAGGUUAAUAAUAGGCUGAUUUAGCAACAGAACGGAAACGUCAAUUGACGGCAGGAAUGAGCGCGGAAAUCACUGAACUCGACUUCCGGUGCCCAAUUUGCCGCUCUGCCAUUGGUCAAGCCAGUUGUUUGAUUUGCGCGCGCCGUCGUCAAUAGUACUUACGAGAUAUCUUAGGACGGUUGUCCUUAAUACAAGUUUCUGGGAUAGUGGCAGAGCUAUAAAUUGUCCUUUUAUAUGGGCGAAUCCUCGAGCGGUCAAGGUGAAUUGAAUCCUGUGUUCUGAUUGGCUACUUGCCCAUCUUGCCCGCCUGAGAUUUUCCGAGAAGGUCCCGCAGGAAGAAGUUUUCUUUUUGUCUGUGUAAUAAUAUCCUUUAUUCACCAAGCUUGUUCGUUGAAGGUGGCUGGAAAUUCUCCCCGCUUUUUUUUGCCUUUUUAUUGACCUCAACUUCGUCUCAGGCAAUAUCAAACCAUCUUGACUUCACGCGUAGUCAAUAACGCAUAUUUGUUGUAUACAGGGUCAGCAUUUCCAACUUGUUUGCCUCACGGGUGAGCUCACGAUACACUUUACUGAGCAGCUGUUAAUUUGUUUGUUUGUUUGUUUGUUUGUUUUUUUUUUCGCCCACUUUCACAUAUAUUUUUAGUGCCCAGGGCUCCUCCGUUUCAAGUGACCGCGUUCAACAGCAGCGCCACAAGCAUCCUGGUGACGUGGCAAAGCAUAUCCCAGUCUACGAUACCUGGUAUCUUACUCGGAUAUGUCGUGCGCUACAUAAAAGCGAAUGAUCCAGACGUCCUGAACUUCACAGAAAUAAAACACGACUUGAAUACGUAUAGAAAUAUCACAAAUCUAGAGCCGUAUACCUUGUAUAAUAUAUCCGUGGCGGGAUAUACACGCACUGGGGCAGGAAAUUUUAGUGAAACACAGAGUUGGACAGAUGAGGGAGGUAAGAGUCAAUCCAUUUCAUUGACACUUGAUUACCAGCUGCCAGGACUUGGUCAAUAUUUCUCAAACUCAUUAAUGAUUCAUAAAGAAAACACAAAAGAAAAUAAUGUUUAAUGACUGUUUGGAAAUCAGAUGAGAAACUGCUCAUUUUUUGCAUCCUUAAUUUCUCCUUCUAAAAUCAUUUUGUUUGAGAAGUAAUAUCAAGCAUUUGACACAGUGUUUCAUCACCAGAUGAAACACCUCGAAGUUCGUCAAAUAUACUCCGCUGCGCGUCGUAUUUUCAACUCUCUUCUCAGUGUUUCAUCUGGCGAUGAGACACUGCGUCUCAUGCUUGAUAUAUUUCGUACUUUAUAUUUGACUUGGUCAUUUAGCAUUCUAACAUUACUGUACAUUCAACAGUUGCCUUGUAGUAACCUUUAUAAAGACACUCUUUGAUGACAAUCUUAAUUCGUGCAACUUACGAGCAAACAUUUUUAGUCACACAUAGCCAUCUUUAACUUAAUAAAACAACAGAGUGAUAGGCAAGCAGACUAAAGGCCUGACUAACGCAGAGAAAUUAUGAAAUUUCUGGUUUCUCCCAAACCGCACAACCAAACGUUUUGUGGAAAUGACUCUCUGUCACUUUGACUUGAUGACCCUCUUUUUAACUUUUCAAAUGAACUGUUUGUCCUACUGCCCAAAUGGCUGUCUGUUCCAACUUCGCUAUCACUGUCGAUCUGAAUUAAUAGGGAGCUUUGCCUUAACCAACAACGACGGCAAUGGCUACGAAAACGACACUUAAAGAGCGAAGUCGCGCUGCUUGAAACUUUAUCUCGCUUAUUCCAUCUCGUUCAAUUUGUCAUAUGCUAACAAUAUUUCUGGAGACUGCAUCGAAGUUCAGGAAAAAAAAAUUAAGUAGUUGUGUUGUGUUCACGUCUUCAAAAAAACGUGAAAUUAGGAAGUUUCACGUCGUAGUCUUGCUGCAACAGCCAAGAAAUGUACAAAAAAGGUCGUCGUUUUGCUCAUCUAAACCUAUUCCUUUUUAGCCGUUUUCGUUGCCGUCGCCGUCGUCGUUGCUUAAGCUCCCCAAUGACUCCAUCUCAAAGACUAAAUGACUGUCUGUCUUAUUGACCUACUGGCUGUUCGUGGCCACUAACAAAAGAUUGUCAGGACUUACUAAAUGAUGUCUGUACCAGAUAGUGUGAUAGAUAAGACACAGACCCAAUGACCCAAUGUUACGAGGUACAAGUUUUACCCACUAUACUACUCGGCCCGGUUGUUCAAAAGUUGGAUAGCGCUAUCCACCGGAGAAAUCACUAUCCAGCCGAUAAGUAUUACGUAAACCAAUUGCGUUAUCCACUGGAUAGUCAUUUAUCCAGUGGAUAGAGCUAUCCACCUUUCGAACAACUGGGGCCUGAUACUUAUGUUUGUUUCACAAUAGUCCCCGACGGACCUCCGAUCAACGUGACCGGGACUUCCUUCAGCACCACGAGCAUAAACCUCGAUUGGCUUCCAGUAUCGGAAGAACUUCGGAAUGGUAUCAUUCGGAAAUACGAGGCUUUUAUCUACGGUGCCUAUGGCUACAACGAGCAAAUGACCGUUCAAGCUCCUACUCGCACAGCGGUCUUUGAGGGGCUUGUAAUUUUUUCUAACUACUCUCUUAAAGUGCGCGCCUUUACCAGAAAAGGACCUGGCCCUUGGAGCUCAUUGAUAAAUACAACCACAAGUGCUGGAGGUAUGUUUCUUGUGACUUCAUGUUUAAAUUUCUGUCGGCCCGCAGUCCUAUAUACCUUGGCCCAGUUAUUCGAAGGCAAAUUCAGGAUUCUUGUUUCUCUUGUUUAGAAACGCUUUUUUUUCGGCCCAAGUAAGGGAAUCUGGAAUCCUGGACUUUGGAUUCCGGAUUCCACUAACGAUUGGAAUCCAGUUCCACUGAUAAAGAACACUGAAUCUAUUGCCUGGGCAUCUCGACGUGUGCAAACAUCAAACUGUAGGCAAAGAGAAUUUCCACAAAUUUGCUUGGAAAGUUUUCAGAUUCAAGUUUAAAUUUCGUGAUUUUCCUCGGGUUAUCUUCACUCUGCCUAGAACCGCUCGGCUCUUGUUUUCUCGCUCAGUUUGUGCAGAGCGAGAUUGCAUUCUUUUUAAAUUGCCCGUGUCCAUGCUUGAUGCAUUUGCUAUUUCAAGAAUGAAGGACGUAAAAAAUGAAGAGGAUUUAACAUACCGUAAAUCCUCUAUUAAGCCCCCCAGAGGGCUUAUUUACUUCAAGCCCAUUUGAGGGGGGUUAAUAGAGACGGGAGGCGUAUUUAAUUUAGAAAAGACGGUGGUGUCAGUUCUCCAUAAAGAACUAGAAUACAAAGUGGAGGAGCUCAAGAACAAGAAGGUUGGAGGUCAUGCAGCCGAUUACCAGAAUCAAAUUCGAACUUCCAGUUGGUAAAUAAACCAUCCCGGAUCAUUCCACACGAAGUUUUACAGCCUGAUUGAUUAAUACAGUCUCUCAUUUAUUAGUGAAGAAUAAUUAGGGGAAGGGAGGGGGGCCUUAUAAAAGGGGGGCUUAUAAACUUUCUUCCCCUGAAAAGGGCGGGGACUUAUUAGGGGGAGCGGGCUUAUUUGAGAGGGGGGCUUAAUGGAGAAUUUACGGUAAGUUCUAACAGGCAAUUUUUCAUAAGUACCGAGAAAGGACUUUCAAAUCCCAGUUGGGUUCCCUGUAAGAAUUUUGCGUUGGUAAGAGACUGGAAACCUGUGAUGGUUAAGAACUCAGCGCAAAAAGCAGUCUGGAAGCUGAGCUGAGCUUCACGCCCUGACAUUUCCCUGAGGAUGUUUGAAGGAGUUAAUGGGUAGGAAAGACAGCGAGGAGGACUUGAAUUGGAGUACCCACCAUAUUAAAAUUGUUUAUUACUUUAUCUGGUGAAUUGACUGAUCAAUGUGGUGAUUUAUCUUUUAUUUCUAGCCCCUGAUAAAACUCCGGUGAACGCUACUGCUCAAGCCACAAGCGCCACGAUGAUUCACGUGACCUGGAGCCCAGUCUCUUUGCAAGAUGAGCCAUUUCUUCAAGGGUACCGCAUUAAAUAUUACCGUGUCGAUCAACCUGAUCUUGUCAGCAACUUUGGAGCUGGUAAAAAUGACAUCCAAACACUUUUAACUGGUUUAAAGCCAUUUACAACUUACGCUGUAAGAAUUGCGGCAUUUGCUACUGAAGACGGAAACUUCACCGAUCCUUUGUAUGUGAAAACAUGGGAAUGGGGUAAGAGAAAGAGAUUCAAAAUUUUAUUAUGCAUGUCAGUGAUUUACAACAAUCACAUAAGCUCAAGAGGAGUUACGAUAUGCCCCACAGGGACUGGAGGUGGAUCGCUACAACGAUUGUGCGUUCCUUGGUCGUUUCAAACAGGAAUAUGGGUUAUUCUUUGCCUCCUUUGACCUCUUUACUGCCAAAGGUGGCCAAAGUCAAAAUUUAAAUGUCAUUUCGUAAGAUGCUGAAAAGCAAAUAGUACCAAUUGAAAGAACUGCCUCUUGAAGAGGUUUCAGUUUGCAUAUCACAUAAAUCAGUGUAUUUCUGGGCGACUUGGUUGGACAUGUGUCCUGUCUGAAGAGAUGAUUUCUUUGUCGUCCUGCAGUAGCGCUGUGAUCAGAAAUCAGAACAGAUUUGAGGAAGAUCUAACCUGGUUUUAGAAGAUCUUGGUUCCAUCCUCUUUUCGAAUGAUCUACCUUCUAUCCGGGGGGAGUACUUACGUAUAAAUGGCUAAGGGGGAUGUGCCACUGGAUGGGGUCUUGUAAGUUAGUCCAAGUACCCCCCGGGCCUUCUACCAACUUAUUUAAUGGACCGGUGUUUUGUUGUUGCAGUUCCAACAGCUCCUCCUUCCAAACUCGGUAUCGUCAUCCUUGAUUCUCAGCGCCUACUGAUUCAUUGGGAUGAAGUGCCCCCGGACCACCGAAAUGGCAUCAUUCAAGGAUACGCACUAAAGUAUUCAUCUUUGACGAAUGGCACCAGCGCUGUGAUCACUCUGGGAGAAUAUGACUUUUCUUUUAAGCUAAAGUCGCUUCACAAGGCCUCCGUUUAUGAGAUUCGUGUUUGGGCUUUCACGCGCGUUGGACCUGGUAAUUUUGCCUCGCAGACUGUUAUGACGGAAGAGGACGGUAAGAGGAAUGCUUCUCUUCAUCAGGGGUCGUUUCCAUCGCCUGGUCUGAAACCGAGAGGGGCUGGGUACGAGUCCGUUUAUUAUGGGAUAAACAACACGAGACCCAUGUAGUCAGUAAGAGCACAUUGAAAUUAGCAACAUUCUCAUGUUUGGUGUUUAUCAGGCCUAUAUUAAACGAGAUACAGCCAUCCAAAAACUCCAAAAUUUUCCAAGAAAUAUGUAGACGUCGGACGGUGUUUCCCGCAAUUCAUACAUCUCUUAUAAAUUUUCAAGGUUUUGAAUCGCUUUGUCCUGUUCAAAAAUGGCCCGAUCGACACCAAACUUCAUAUUUUUCGUAACUUCAAUGUGCUUUUUCUGACUAUGGGGGUCUCGUCUUAUUUAGCCCAUAAUAAACCGACUCGUUCCCAACCCCUCUCGGUUUGAAACUAGACAAUGUUGCCUGCGUUCUCAUGUAGAUCGUGCUCAACUAUACUGGGGUGGUAGGGUAGAUCAAGGAGCGUGGUCUAUGAUACUACAAACCAAGCGUUGUAAAAAUGUGCGUGAUGGCAUUAAACCCUAAAAAACGUAUAAACGCGUUGUUAAACCUGCUUUCAAAAUUGCUGAAUUUCACUUCAUAAACCGUGCUGACUAUCCAUUGUUUCUUUCACAGUUCCCAGUCAACCACCACCCAACAUUGAAGCUCAAAAUCACACCAGUUUAACAACAAUACCCAUUUCCUGGGAACCAGUUCCCACUGAAUUCCUUCACGGCUUUUUAGCCGGGUAUCGAGUGACAUACCAAGCCGUAAAAAUUGGCGACUUAACAGCGGAAGGCGAUCUUAUCAGUGAAGAUGUUGGACGAUUAAUUACUUCUAUAACGUUACAAAACCUCGAACCUCUUGCGGUUUAUAAGAUAACUGUGGCCGCGAGAACUAACAAGGGACCUGGGCCCGAGGGUGUCACGUUUGGAGGUGAGUCAUGCGCCGAUCAAGAGAUCAUUUUACAGUUGUCGACUUAGUACCCUAGCCUUCGAGUGAAUGUGAGGCUGACGGUGACCUUGUUUGGAUACAAACCUCCUUUACUUUGUUAUGGAAAUGGUCCUUGAAAAAUAUUAGUUAGCAUAAAAAUAACUUGAUUUACAUAAUAAAGCAGGAAGGUUUGUACCAAAACGAGGUCACCGUCAGCCUCGUUUCUAUCGUUAACUGUAAAAUAGCCUAUUUGAAAUUUCAAUAUUCCCCGGGCAAACCACGACUCCGCGUGACUUUUCGCGUCUCCUCCCAUAUAAAGACUUUGGACGCAGGCUACAGUUUUUUAUGCACCACGAAUCAUCAGGUUGAACGUCAAGUGCGCCAACUACCGCACGAUGUCUUUAGCUAUAGAUGAGAAAACCUUUCCAUCUGACAUUCAAGCGUUCCAUCAGAGGUGUAGAACUCUUAAUUACUUAUAGAUUAUGUUACUAUACUUAGCGGUGGCAACAACAUUGCCUGCCACAAGUUUCCGUCCCAUAUCCAGUUCGAAGGACCAUUUUCAGUUAUCUUUUCCGAAUAGAGCAUUAUUCUGCAACACUUUCCCUUAACACCCUUGGUCAGGAUGGUCACCUCAACGGACCAACACAGUGUCUUACCAUCAGCUUAACAAACAAACUUUUAUCUGUUUUACAGAGACAUGCCGAUGUCGUUCGCAUUUGACAACAAACUGGAGAAAUUAUCCCCCUUACGUGAACUUGAACUUCGGAAACCUCACGUCUGGUUAUUCUUCUGGUUUAAUAAUCCCGAAGCUGUUGACCCACGUCGUGGAUCAGUGCUGUGGGAGGUGUCAGGAACAUAACAGGUAAUCGGGUUUUAUUUUGUUGAUGAUUUUAAUGCCUAAUAAAAAUUAAAGGGCUCUGGAACCUCUUCACCCGGGGGGAACUCCGCAUAUGAAAGGGCUGGGGAUGCUCGUCGGAAAUUUUGAAUUAAACCCCUAAAGGAGACCGAUCUGGGCGUGGCCCAAGCUUUCUUGACCCCUAAAAGAGACCAUGUUAAAACACAGACAAUACAUAUAUUUGUAUAUUUUUUCACGUGCAACCCUAAACAAGACCUUCACGGCUAAAUAUGAUGGCGUUUUGCCCAAAAUACCCUAAGUGAGACCAAAUUCCGAGAUUUACACCCCUAAGCGAGACGAUGAGCAUCCCCACCCCUUUCAUAUGCGGAGUCCACCCCCCGGGCCUCUUCUCAUGCAGACUUUUGUAUUGUAGAAAGCUUAAUAGGCCAUUUCCAGCUUCCUGUAGAAAACUGACUAAUCUGUAGGUUGCGCGCCCGCCAAUGUACGAUUUCCUGGAUCAGCGUCAAACUGUGUUCCGUGUGACGGUGUGUUUGUCACGAUUUCCUUUAAAACAAUGUCUGAUGAGACAAUUAUUAGAUUCAAUUUUUGUGAUAUCCGAAAUAAUCAAGGUCUCGGUAAGUGUUAUCACCUGAGGCCGAUAAUAUUGCUCCCAACGAAAAGCCUAAAACAUUUAUUUAAUCUAUCUGUACCGCGUUAUUCAUUUUUACAUCACACUUCGCAGGUUAGGUUGGUUAGGUCUGGGAUGGGAUCAUGUAUCUUUCGGGGGGUGUCGAUCGAUGUAUCGACCGAUAUCUCGAUCGACAUAUCGGUCGCUAUGUCGGUCGAGUGUCGACAGAGUAUCGGCCGAGUGUCGGUCAAGAGUUGGUCGAGUAUCGGUCGAGAGCCUGUCGAGUCUCGACCGCUUUGUUGGCGACACGCGGCCGCUACAGUCUAUCGGUCGAUACUCGGUCGAUAGUUGGUCGAUUGUCGGCCGAUACUUUGCCGACGGAUCAUGUAUCUUCACCGGCGAGUCUUUUCUCAGCAGGAUUCCCUAAGCAUUAAUCUUUACAGCAGUUAGCAAAACUAUGCAAUCGCUUCUGUCUGAGAUGUUGAUGUGUUAAAAAAAAAACUCUUUAAAGGAUUUGAAUGGGAAUUAUUACACCAGGAAGGAAAUUAACGUGUAAUUAUAUCAUUUAAAUCAACAGAUCAAGGCUAGAUUUCAGGCUUAACGGAAAUAACCAGGCAGCCCAGCAGACAACCAUCGAGCAAUUUAGAAAAAAUAUUGACAGCCAGACGGACUUCUCAUUCCCUGUUAUAGGGUACAAGUUACAAGACAGUUACAAGGGAGGUCUGGGUUAUUCGCCUUUUGUGGAAUCAGCGGGCGUGGUGUUUAUCGUGUAUACAGACAAUUCUAAUGUAAAAGAUACCAUGGUUUCGGCUCUUUUUGCUUGCUGGCCUAUUGUGCUGAUACCCUUCAUCAUGGCUUAUAUUGCUGGUUUCUGCAUUUGGGUACUGGUACGUGCCUUCAUGUUUUUAUCUGUGUGCAAAUUGUGAUAAACAAAGCCCUAAAAUUGCAUAACUUUUUAAACAAAUAUUCUUUAAGUGGCCUCAAGUUACCGCUACUAAAGGUCCCACAGUCGAAAGUUUCCACAAAGUCCAUCAUAGUGAUUGAGGUACCUAGCUGUUGUUGGUGGUGGGCGUUUGUUUCGCAUUGUACAGGCGUUUAAAAAAUAUUGAAUGUAGGUAUCUGUCGGGGUAAUGACCAGUGGUCGUUGUAAACCAUGUGGCCUUUGUUAGCGAUUCGGCUGUGCUGCAAUAAUCAAUCUCAUCGUAUCGUCCUCGACAACUUAUUAAACCCCAAACGCUAGUAACGUCGUCAGUAGCGGUCUACUCUCUGAUCUUGCAUUGCUAUUAUUCGUUCCAAAACACUCCUCAUAACAAAUUUAGCAAGUCAACUUACUUAUGCUCUAACAAAGACAGCUCAUCCGUCUAAGAAAUUUCAUUAUUUCCUUUGUUUGUUUGUUUGUUUGUUUUUUUCUUUCUUCAUUUAUGUAUUUAUUCAUUUAUUCAUUCAUUCAUAUAUCUAUUUAUUCAUUUAUUCAUUUAUUGACAGGACUCACAAUCAAACACCGAACACUUUCCAGGGUCAUUUCUCCGUGGAACUUGGGAAGGACUCUGGUGGGCCUAUGUUUCCAUGACAACACUAGGGUAAGCCUUUUAUUGUUUUUUUUAUGCGUGACACACUGAUAUGAUUUUAUAUCUUACCCCAUAAAAACUUUACUUACUUUCUUUGAAGACUACGAACGCUUUGGCAUGAAACUAUCAAUCUAACUUUCAACUACCAAUCAAAUAUCAUAAACAUGAUGCCUAAAAAUGUUCUUUGUGCUUAUAGCUACGGUGACCGCUGCCCAGCAGGUAACAUUGGGCGCGCUUUCGCCACUGUCUGGGUACUCAUAGGACUCGUAGUGGUCUCGCUGAUGACGGGUGCACUAACAACAGCAUUGACCUCGAUCACAGAGACUUCUGGGGUUCAGAUAUAUGGAUCUAAGGUAAAGAUAACGGGCCGAAUCACAGUUUCGGUGGUGCCUUAUCACAGUUAACAGUCAUUAUUCCACGAGUGAGCGUUGGAUAUGAGUUGGCUAUAAUCAUCUCAUAUCCAACAACCGUGAGUGGAAUAAUUGUUUUAUUAAAAAUGCCCACAAAAUAUUGAGAAUUCUUCCCCACUUUAUUUGUAAAAACAACCGAUUUUUAGCUUGUUUUUAAUUUUGAGCAGACGCGUAAAGUUACCAUAUUUGCACAGCAUGGUAUAAUGGCUCAUAUACCAUGAUGGCUAAGCCAAUCAGAGCUCUAGAAUUGUAUUAUCCCAUGAUUCAGGUUUUUAUAAUAAAGUAUAUACAGUGGAACCUCAACGAAGUGCCAAGGGACCAGCAAAACAUGCUCUCUAUAAGGUGAUUUCGUUAUAUCGAGAUUCUUUUCCAUAAAUGUUACUAUUAUUGGGGUAAAGAAAUUUGUUUUUUAUACCGAGGGCCUCGUUGUAAUUAUAGAGGUUCGUUUAAUCGAGGUUCCAGUGUAUACUUGUAACUUAACUCAGUUGAUGUCUAACUGAAAUCGCUGUGAGGGCUUUUCAUAGUAGACCGGUUCCUGCCGAAUUUUACCGGCGUGUUCUUGUGUCCCGGACAACCGUUCCAGCUUCAGGAUGGUACACACAGCAUUGAAGUCGGACAUUGAAGUUACACCAGAAGCUGUCAGUAUACAACCCGAUGUCUGUAUCACCGUGCAAUGGACGACAAAAAAAGUCGAGACACAAACAGGAAAACAAGACAAUAAUGCGGAGCCCACCCCCACCCCCAAACCACUGUUAACUUUUUUGUUACUGUCGUUUCCUAUAGCUAUGGUAUAAACAGCAGUACAAUAUCUUUUGUGGGAUAUUAGCGAGAGGGAAGGCUAGCUUUUUUUUCCAUUUUUAACGGAGAUAGUCCCUUAAAACGCAAAAACGGCCGUUUAGUACAAAGUGUCCCUUUUAGUCGGAAACUUCUUUACAUCAUCAUUUAUUUUGUCGUUUUUUUAGAUUGGAGCAAUUCAUGGUUCACCCGAGUACAAUCUCGGAAUCAGGAGAAAUGCGAUUAUGAACAAAGGUGAGAGAAGCAUUUGAUGUUUUUAUCAGAGUGCAUCACAUUUGUUCGUACAUUUCUUUGCUGUCACUGCACGACUACGACGUGAAAGCGCCUAAUUCACCACUUGCAUAUCUCCCAUAAUACUCUUUGUUUGUCCCCCAAAAUUUUGCAUAACCUUCGCUUUUCAUUUCUCCUGGGUAUUGCAGCCGUCCGAAGAGAAAUUGAAAAAAAUGCUUGUUAAAAAUUUUGUUGGGCAAAUAAGGUGCAUUAUGAGAAAUGUGCAAGUGGCGAAUGGAGGACGUAAACAAGCGAAGACGAAAUUUUCUCUCUUUCUAAACUUGAGUGCAGUCCCCAAGAAGUCAACUCCAGCGACAAGUUUUGAAAAAAAACGCGAGUUCAUUUUAAAAGUGACGUUUUGACUGCGGUCGCCGCCGUCAAUGCUUCUAAGCUUCCUUUUCAAAGGAAUUAACAACAAGAAGCGCCAGAAGUGCUAGUGGUUAUAGUGGUUGGUUUAUAGGUGCAUGCGCACAAGUUCUUUGCAUCACAUACGUAACGUAUGUUUUUUAUGUAUAUCUUUAGACAAACAUUAUAACACCAUCAAGGAACUAGCCGAUGCUCUUUCCGAAAGAGAAGUAGUCGGCGUGCUGAUAGACACAUACGCUGGCGCAACCCACAGAGAACUCUUCGCCAAUCCUUCAUUUAGAAUUGCACAGAUUAUUGACCAUAAAACAGCUUACGGUGUAGUCAUUGGCGGAGACUCAAUGCGUCUACGUCAUUGUUUCUAUGGUUACAUGCGCUCUCAUCGAGCGGAGAUUUUCUCGCGGGUGAAAGAAUUGGUUAAGCCUAUUGAGGUGAGUCUUACCAUGAUUUCUUUGUCUUGAUCCUCUCUGCCUUAAACAAUCACUUAUCAUGAAUCCACUCGGUCGUGGAUUUUAUUGGAUCUAAAGUCCUUUUUGGCCUUUAGAAAACAGUUCCUUUAGAAGCAAAACGCAAAAUUUGUUGCUGGAUUCAAGAAUCCCGAUUUGGAUUUCCUCCAACAAAAUGGACCCUUAUUAACACUUAAUCAUUAUCUGCAGUCAGAUCCCGUUAAUAAGUAAUUUGCGACACCUUCGAGUCUUCACCAAACAGUCACACCAUGCUUUAUGGGCACCCGCUUAAUACGGCACGUAGUGUCCGGUGUGGUGGUCUAUCUCACUUUCACACUCAUGUAUGGGGGAAUCAUUACUCAUUCCUUCAUUACUUGUAAACUGCACCUUAAGCAGUCUGGCAAAGUCCCCCAGCCAGUGUUGUAAAUUAUCCCUAAAAGACUCGAGGGGAGUGGAUAAUAUGAUAUUUACAUGUACAUUUUUCAUUUACACCUCAUUAUUACAGACAGUUUGCUUUGUCCCUGGGGAAAGAAACUCUUACAUUUUCCCUUAAUUCAACCUGCUUAACGGACACCGCAUUAAUACGGACGCUUUCUAUGCCCCCCUCAGUGUCCGUAUUAACCGGGUUUGCUGUAUAACGUAUCUCUUUAUUUUCCAGGGAUCAGGUGUGUCCGAUAAACAAGUCGUUCAGGAAAUCUCCACUGGUUUAUUUGAUAGCGGCACCGAUCUUUUCCGUAACACGCUGCUCAUAAGCGCUACAUGCACCAUAGCGGCUGUGGUUUUGGGUCUUUGUUUUGACGCUGUGAGGAGGAUACGACAUCGAGCAAAAGUCGAUCAGAAUAAAGGUGAGGCGGUUCAUUGCCUUUGAUCGAAGCGAAAUGCAACCUACACGUAGCCUGCAAGAAAGUUCUCCAUUUGGGAUUCAACGCGAGAAGUUAGGGCGCACGCGUAGGAAGCUAGUGAAGCAAGGCGUGGGGACGAGAUACAAUUGGUGCUCGCUCGUGCAUAUCCUUUGUUUUUGUACUGUUUAAAAAAUGAGCAGGAGUGUAUUAUCAGGUUUAAAAACUCGAGGCGAAGCCGGGAGUAUUUAAACGUGAUAAUACACGACUAUCAUCAACAACAUCAUCAUCAUGUUUAUUAUCAUAAUCACCAUCGUCAUUAUCACCAUCGUCGUCAUCAUCAUUAUCAUCAUUAUCAUCAUCAUCAUCACUUGUUGCGAUUUACAAUCGACUGCAACGGUUAAUGAUAAACUCGUGACCCUCUUUUGAAUAACUUAAUUAUGAUAGAUUGUAGUACUGUAUAGUGAGAAAUGUCUCUGGUACUUCAUACAGGUUUAUCAGUUCAUAAAGAAAAGAUGAUUAAAGAAAUGAGGUUGACAGUGAAAGAUUUCUGCCAGCAUUCGACAAACACUCUAAGUGUUAUGAAGGCAAAGUACAAGAAGGAACUUCUCAAACGCGCGAAGUAUUCUUCAAUGAGAGAAAACAGGAUAUUUUCUACAUCUACAGUUUCUUCAGCUUUUAAAUCCAAAGAAGUCGUUGACAUUUCCGUUAUCAAUUUGGAAAAUAAUAAAAACGAAGACUCUAAAUGUUAA
Messenger RNA from Porites lobata, 38555 nucleotides. The record is from the annotation of a GenBank genome assembly. Lineage: Eukaryota; Metazoa; Cnidaria; Anthozoa; Scleractinia; Poritidae.